UCACCACCUUUUCAACAUGCCUCUCCACUCUUGCUACCGCGUUCCUCGGGAAAACUUCGCAGUCAAGUCAUGAUAUCAGCGCCCCCCGCGGCUUCCACGUUGUUGGUGCGGAUCCAUGUCCUCAGCAGAUGGCUGAUCUUAAUACGAUCAGGACGAUAAGACGACCCAAUGGAUGGAGGCAUGUGUUUAGUGACACGGCAGCUAGCAACGUGCAGCAUCGCGGUGGCACAAAGGGCCGUUGCGUGUGUUGCGCGGAAGAGCUGACCGACCCCUCAGUUCACGUUGCACGUUCUCCCCCACUGGCGCCGGUGAGGAGCACAGCAGGCAUUGGCCAUGAUGCAUCACGAUCUCGGAUGAAGCCAGCAACAAAGACACAGCGAGGACGGCGGGCUCCCCACGAAGGACGCUUCGUGGCUGAAAUUGACUUUCGGCCGCGCAGCACGAUGUGA
Periconia digitata is the source of this 449-nucleotide messenger RNA. NCBI's taxonomy places the organism in Eukaryota, Fungi, Ascomycota, Dothideomycetes, Pleosporales, Periconiaceae. The record is from the annotation of a GenBank genome assembly.